AUCUCGAUUUCGCCACAGCAUCUAGCGUUGAUGAGGCUAUUGCGGCUCUGAAAGCAGAGCUCGAAGGGUCUUCGACCGAAGCAAGUGCGGUUACAGAAAUUAUCAGUACUGGAGCUACCACAGUAAAACAACCGAGCAGCUGCAAAAUAUUCGAUUUAUGCCACUCGAAUAAGGACUGCCCUGGUGGAACAUGCCUCGGGACUUUCGUCAGCAGAUGCAGCUGUCAGGGAUGCAGGAAUUUCUACAGCUGUAAAACUGAUGACGACUGUGGAGGACUGAAGGGUGCAUGUAGUGAGAGGAAGAUCUGCGAUUGUAAUG
Ostertagia ostertagi is the source of this 318-nucleotide messenger RNA. Lineage: Eukaryota; Metazoa; Nematoda; Chromadorea; Rhabditida; Trichostrongylidae. The record is from the annotation of a GenBank genome assembly.